AGUUCCAGAGCUCCGAGAACUUGAUGGCUCCAUCAUGCUGACAGUCUACAUGGUCGACUGCAGCUAUGUCAGUCCCAAUGUCAGUGUCCAAACGAAUGUCAGUGUCAAUACUAAUGUCAGUUACAAUAAAUAUACGACCUAUGCGUUAAUAGAGAAAACCAGUUGUCCGCCCAUCGUCAAGCCACUGCAAUGUAAGUUGAUGGAGCGCUUUUAUGAUCUCAUGGAGCGCUUUUAUGAUCUCAUGGAGCGCUUUUAUGAUCUCAUUGAAUGCUUGCACAAACUCAUAGAACGCGUGUAUGAAAUCAUAGAACGCUUGUAUGAACUCAUAGAACGCUUGCACGAACUCAUAGAACGCUUGUAUGAACUCAUAGAACGCUUGUAUGAACUCAUAGAACGCUUGUAUGAACUCAUAGAACGCUUGUAUGAACUCAUAGAACGCUUGUAUGAACUCAUAGAACGCGUGUAUGAACUCAUAGAACGCUUGUAUGAACUCAUAGAACGCGUGUAUGAACUCAUAGAACGCUUGUAUGAACUCAUAGAACGCGUGUAUGAACUCAUAGAACGCGUGUAUGAACUCAUAGAACGCGUGUAUGAACUCAUAGAACGCUUGUAUGAACUCAUAGAACGCGUGUAUGAACUCAUAGAACGCGUGUAUGAACUCAUAGAACGCUUGUAUGAACUCAUAGAACGCGUGUAUGAACUCAUAGAACGCUUGUAUGAACUCAUAGAACGCGUGUAUGAACUCAUAGAACGCUUGUAUGAACUCAUAGAACGCUUGUAUCAACUCAUAGAACGCUUGUAUGAACUCAUAGAACGCUUGUAUGAACUCAUAGAACGCUUGUAUGAACUCAUAGAACGCUUGUAUGAACUCAUAGAACGCUUGUAUGAACUCAUAGAGCGCGUGUAUGAACUCAUAGAACGCUUGUAUGAACUCAUAGAACGCUUGUAUGAACUCAUAGAACGCUUGUAUGAACUCAUAGAACUCUUUUAUGAACUCAUAGAGCGCUUGUAAGAACUCGUAGAACGCUUGUAAGAACUCACAGAGCGCUUGUAUGAAUUCAUAGAACGCUUGUAUAAACUCAUAGAACGCGUGUAUGAGCUCAUAGAACGCGUGUAUGAGCUCAUAGAACGCGUGUAUGAACUCAUAAAACGCUUGAAAGAACUCAUAGAACGCUUGUAAGAACUUAUAAAACGCGUGUAUCAACUCUAAGAUUGCUUGCAUGAACUCACAGAUCGAUUUUUUCUUGCAGUAAAAGACAUUUCUAACAUUGUAAUGCUGAUCAUUGGCGGAUGUAUGACGACUGCCUUGCUGUUAAACUUUGCCUGCUACUGCAAGUAUAGGAAGAGACGAGACUCGGAAACACCCGAAGGUACGCUUGACUGGGCCCCCCAUCCCCAGGGGGGAGGUGUGAGUGAAACAUAAAUAACGUUUAUUUCUUGAUGACUUUUCAUGUUAAAAAUUCCGAUGAUAUUGGAAAAGGUGAGAUCUGAUUAUUUCUAAUCGUAAAUAGCAAGGUCUUUUAUGAAAUUUGUCCAUCGAGGCGACUUUUUUUGUCCAGUUCCGGAAUUGAAACAUAAUACUUAAAAAUCGAUUUUGAAGACGACAAUUUCCACUCCCAACAUUAAAAUGGAAUGGAAAUGUUUGGAAUCAAAUUUCAGAUAUCCAUAAAAUUCGGAAGCUCUCUUAGGACGUCAUAUCCGGAUGAAAUGUAGCUUUUUAAAUUUUAAAUGACAUUUAUAGACGUCGUGAUGUAAACAAUUACUAGAAGUGACCGUUUUAAACCGCCUGAAGUUAUAGCAAACUAUUUUCGCUCAUCAUCUCAGCUUUCUCUUUUAGUGUUAUGGGUACCUCGUUCUUAAGCCAUAAAAGCCAUAUUUGGUCUUCCAACCUACAUCUACAUCCAUUAUAGCUGCAGUUUUGUCGUAUAUUAGGAUUAAAUCUAAUAACAUUACAGCUGUAGUGUUGUCUUAAAUCAGGCUUACAUCUAAAUCCAAAAUAUAGCUGCAGUACCCUACAUCUACGUACACAUUCACUAUAGCGGCUGUCGUGUGCUUGUAAAAUUUAUUGAGAUUAACAAGGGAGAAGAUUUAUGAUAGCAAAAGUCUAUGGUCAGAAGUGACAAAGUUCAAAAUUAAAAUAAGUUGUUUUUUUGUUUUGUUUUUUUUUGGUUUUUUUUUUGUUGUUGCUGUUUUUAAAAACUAUUUAAGCUUUGAAUAGCCCAGAGUUGAAACAUAUGUGUUUUGACUCAGCAGUGGCCUCACUGGGGUUGGUGUCACUCAGUGCUGUAAACUCCUGGUGUCACCCCCCAGAUUUCUUCAUGGACUUCCUCCAAGUCUACCUGCUCCAGCGACACCUCGAUUGGUGACACCUUGUUCUUUUGGCACUGUGUUCUUCUGGCACUUUGUUCUAGUGACACUCUGUUCGAGUGGCACUUUGUUCUAGUGGCAGUUUGUUCUAGAGGCAGUUUGUUCUAGUGGCAGUUUGUUCUAUUGGCACUCUGUUCUAGUGGCACUCUGUUAAAGUGGUUCCUUAUUCUGAUAUCAGGAUAUUGGAUUUAACUGAGUUGUGUUAUGAAACCAACUCUUGCACACCUUGUCAAUGCAUUGUACUGUGCUCUAUUAUUGUCAGAAUCCCCCCCUCCACCCCUUCAGACAAAUUAGUGGUCGGCUCAUUAAACUAUGUUCAGAGCAGCUCUCCUACAUUUUUUGUUACAUCUUUAAUAAAUCUUAUGUAACUCACACAAUGACAGCCAUUUGGAAAACUUCAGAAAUUAUACCAAUUCCAAAGAAAAUUAAAGUAACGUGCAGCAAUGACUUACGACCUGUUGCACUUAAUUAAAUAAUUCUGAAAGUAAUUUUGAAUGAAGUACAGCAAAAAUUUGACCCCCACCAAUUUGCUUACAAACCUGCCAGAGGUACGGAGGACGAAAUCUUACUAUUGUUGGAGAGACUUUACCAUCACCUAGACAGUCCUAAAACAUAUUCCAGAGUGUUUUUCUUAGACCUCUCAUCAGCAUUUAACACUAUCCAACAACACCUUAUGAAAAAGAAACUUUCCUCGUUAGGUGUCAAUUUAAAUAUACAGGCUUGGAUACUGAACUUUUUAACAAAUCGACCACAAUAUGUCAAAGUAAAUAACCAAUUAUCUCUAACCAGAGAAAUAAGCACCGGGGCACCACAAGGCUGCGUUCUCUCUCCUGUACUUUAUACCAUAUAUACAAAUGAUAUUCAUUGCUCAAGAGACACCGUUCCAAUCUUAAAAUUUGCUGAUGAUACCAUCAUCGUUGGCUUAAUAUCUGAAGGUGAAGGCCCUUACAACACCUUAUUUACGAGCUUUAUCAAUUGGUGCGAUCAAAAGUUUCUCCAGCUGAAUUUCUCAAAAACAAAAGAAAUGGUUCAUGAUUUCAGGAGUGGGAAACACCAGAUUACUGAUCUCAACAUAAAAAAUCAAAAUGUGGAGAAAGUGGAGGGAUACAAAUACUUAGGUGUCACCAUUAAUAAUAAGCUAACAUGGCAUGAGCACGGUCAAAUGCUGUAUACGAAAUUCAACCAAAGACUGUUCUACCUAAAAAAAACUGUACAAUUUCGGUGUAAACAAGCAAGUCGUUAACUUAUUCUACAGUGCAAUAAUUGGAAGCCUGCUUAAUGUCAGUAUCACCUGCUGGUGUGGGAAUUCAACGUCUGAUAUUAAACACCACAUAAACCGACUAAUCAAGAAAGCUAGGAACAUAACACAAACUAAACAUCCUUCACUUGAAGAACUAUUUGAAGAAAGAUGUUUUUGCAAAACUAAACACAGUUUGGAUGAUACAUCACACCCCUCUUCAUCACAUAUACUUAGGAUCGGGCCGUUCGGGACGAAUUCUUUCCAUCAGGGCGAGGACUGACAGAUAUAAAAAAUUCUUUUGUUCCCCAAUCUGUACGAGUUUACCGACGUGCUCCCUCUGAAGUCACACAUCUGAAUGAGAACUAAUAAGUCCCCAACUUUGCUAAGAGAACUCACUAAAUGGCUGUUUGAAAUAAUUCAUUUAUUAUAAAUGUCUUGUGUUCAAAUUGUUUUAUUUAUGUGCUGAAAAUGUAUAAUGCAAUCAAAAAACAUUUCCAUUCGUUUGGAUCAAUAAAAUAAUCUUAUCUUAUCUUUUCUUAUCUUAUCUUUCCCGUUAGGUUGCCACCUAAUAUGAUCCACGACCCCACAAUCCUUACUUACACUUAAUUAAUUUUUAAUGAAUAGUUAAUAAAACAUAAAGGCGGAAAGCUAUGAUUGGGCCUUUCUGUUAUCGACCAUGUUCUUCUAGAUCAAUUCUUUGACAAAGAUCUUGCAUGAUCCGCAUUGUAGGAGAAUUGAAACGUCUGUUUGUCGUCUGUCUGUCGUUCGCCAUUCGUUUCCCCGUCUUUUUUUUGUCUAUUGUUUGUCUGUCGUUUCUCUGUCGUCCGUCUCCAACAAUAUUAACAUUUUUUUUUUUUAAAGUACUAAAUCCAUUUUCUCCCAUCGCAGAAUUGAGCCAGUCCAGCUCACAAGAGACGCCCAAAAAUUCACCCAAAAAAGAGGGCAGCACCGUCAGUGUUCAGUCAACGAGAUCCCAGACCACGCAAGCCAAGACCGCCAAGACUGUCAAGAGUCCCAAGGGGGUAACAACCCUGUUUACCAAAUACAAAGAGUCGAACGCCGAUUCAUCAGCUUACAGUGUCACGUUAUAAAUUACAAUAUGAAAUAAAUCAUAUUCCGG
Molecule: messenger RNA, 4727 nt
Organism: Lymnaea stagnalis (great pond snail)
Lineage: Eukaryota; Metazoa; Mollusca; Gastropoda; Lymnaeidae
Source: the annotation of a GenBank genome assembly